Molecule: messenger RNA, 1392 nt
Organism: Trichoderma citrinoviride
Lineage: Eukaryota; Fungi; Ascomycota; Sordariomycetes; Hypocreales; Hypocreaceae
Product: family 76 glycoside hydrolase
Exons: 4
Coding region: 1-1392 (463 amino acids)
Biological process (GO): carbohydrate catabolic process; fungal-type cell wall biogenesis
Molecular function (GO): mannan endo-1,6-alpha-mannosidase activity
Source: RefSeq, a predicted model, not a curated record
AUGUUUCCGCCAUUCCGCAUCAUCGCCGUUUGUGCCUUUUUCGUUCAAGUCGAGGCAGUCUACCGCAUCGACAAUGCAGAUCACAUCCGAGAGUCCGCACGCAGCCUCGCCUACGACCUCAUGCUCUUCUACCAAGGAAACAAGACGGGUCAGAUCCCCGGCAUCCUGCCCGGCCCGCCGACCGAAGGCAAAGGGGACUAUUACUGGUGGGAAGGAGGUGCAAUGAUGGGCACUUAUGUGGACUACUGGCAUUUGACGGGCGAUUCGAGCUACAAUUCAGUGGUGAUGGAAGGCAUGCUACACCAGGUUGGCGAGAACGAAAACUACAUGCCCAAGAACCACACGGCUUCCCUUGGAAACGACGAUCAGGGCUUCUGGGGCAUGUCGGCCAUGUUGGCUGCAGAAACGAAAUUCCCAAACCCCCUUGCGGAUAAACCGCAGUGGCUGGCUCUGGCGCAAGCUGUUUGGAACACUCAGGCUGAUCCGAGUCGCCACGAUGAGACUUGUAAUGGUGGACUGAGGUGGCAGAUUCCCUUUUCCAAUGCUGGAUACAACUACAAGAACACAAUUGCCAAUGGAUGCUUCUUCAACCUCGGAGCCCGACUAGCCCGAUAUACGAACAACGACACGUAUGCGAAGCACGCCGAAGACACUUGGAACUGGCUUUGGGGAGUGAAAUACAUCGAUCACGAUAGCUGGAUCGUGUACGACGGCGCACAUGUCGAAAAGAACUGCACCGACAUCAAUCCCGCCGCAUUCUCCUACAACGCAGCUGUCCUCACCCAGGGAGCUGCCUUUAUGUACAAUUAUACCAAUGGCUCGGAAGUCUGGAAAUAUCGCGUCGACAGGCUCCUCGAUGCCCUCUUGGAGAGGUUCUUCCCAGACGGCAUCGCGUUUGAGGCUGCCUGCGAGCCGCGACCAGGUGCAUGCAGCACAGACAUGCUCUCCUUCAAAGGAUACGUGCACCGCUGGCUAUCCGUCGUCACGCAGAUUGCGCCUCACACGCAGUCCAAAAUCCUGCCCAUACUGCGAAAGUCAACAGAGGCCGCUGUCAAGCAGUGCACGGGAGGCGAGUCAGGCCGACGAUGCGGCUUCUACUGGAGUUCCAAGAAGUUCUUCGAACCGACGACAGUCGACCAUACCAGCGGUGCCGGCGAAGCCAUGAAUGUCCUGGCUGCAGUCUCGAGUCUCCUCAUCACGGAAGCAAGACCGCCAGUCACCAAUUCGACGGGCGGCAUCUCCAAGGGAAAUCCAAAUGCGGGCCAUGGAGGAGACAAUGGAGAGAUAGAGCCGGAACCGAUUCAUGCCGGAGACAGAGCGGGAGCAGUGGUCUUGACGCUGGUGAUUAUAUGCAGCGCGACAGGCGCUUUCGUUUGGAUGAGCUUGGGUUGA